GGCAACGUUAUUUUCACUCUUCCUUCUGUAGACAUUUUGACUGUCAAAUGUAAAAUCGAAUGUAAAGGAAAACGAAAAAACUGAAAUUAAUCGGUCUUCUGCGUUGAAUUUCUGCUUGGUGUUUUUUGGUGAUUUUAAUCCGCAUAAAUCGUUGAGAAAUUUUAUUUAAUAAUUUAAAAAGUGAAUAAAAUCAAAUAGCCAAAAGUACAAUGGCACCGAAAGCAAACUUCGUUCCGGUUAAACCAAAAGGUCAAGCCUUCAAAGAUAAAUCGAAACCGGCCGAUGUGCGUCUAUCAAAUAUUCAAGCAGCCAAAGCUGUUUCGGAUGCCAUACGCACCAGUUUAGGACCACGCGGCAUGGAUAAGAUGAUUCAAGCCGGCAAUGGUGAAGUAUCGAUCACAAAUGACGGUGCUACCAUUCUAAAGCAAAUGAAUGUACUUCAUCCAGCAGCAAAAAUGCUUGUCGAAUUAUCACGUGCUCAAGAUGUAGAAGCUGGUGACGGCACAACUUCGGUUGUGGUAAUAGCUGGUGCUCUAUUGGAAGCAUGUGAAAAGUUAUUGCAUAAAGGUAUUCAUCCAACAGCAAUUUCUGAUUCCUUCCAACGUUGCGCAAACAAAGCUAUUGAGAUUCUCACCGAAAUGUCCACCCCCAUUGAGUUGACUGAUCGCGAUACACUUAUCAAGAGUGCCUCAACUUCUCUGAAUUCCAAAGUAGUCUCCCAACAAAGCAGUCUAUUGGCACCUCUUGCUGUUGAUGCUGUGCUGAAUGUUACGGAGCCCGGCAAGGAAGGAGCUGUUGAUUUGAAAAAUAUCAAAGUUAUCCGCAGUCUUGGUGGUACUGUCGAGGAUACCGAGUUGAUUGAAGGUUUAGUUUUCACCUCUCGUUCAGCUGGUACAAAUGCACCUAAACGCAUCGAAAAAGCUAAGAUCGGAUUAAUACAGUUCUGCAUUUCGGCGCCAAAGACUGAUAUGGACCACAAUGUUAUUGUGUCCGAUUAUGCCGCUAUGGAUCGUGUCUUAAAAGAAGAGCGUGCUUACAUUUUGAACAUUGUAAAGCAGAUCAAGAAGGCCGGUUGCAAUGUGCUUUUGGUGCAGAAAUCUAUCUUGAGAGAUGCUGUUUCCGAUUUGGCACAACAUUUCUUAGAUAAAAUCAAAUGUCUUGUUGUAAAGGAUGUUGAACGCGAAGACAUCGAAUUUGUUUGUAAAACUUUGAAUUGUCGCCCCAUUGCAUCAUUGGAUCAUUUUGUUGCCGAAAAUCUAAUAAACGCAGAUCUCGUCGAAGAGGUGCCAAGUGGUACUUCGAAAUUCGUCAAGAUCACUGGCAUCCAAAAUCCUGGUCGCACAGUAUCCAUUGUAUGUCGCGGCUCGAACAAAUUAGUGCUGGAAGAAGCUGCACGUUCAUUGCAUGAUGCGCUCUGUGUAGUACGUUGUUUGGUAAAGAAACGUGCACAAAUUGUUGGUGGGGGUGCACCAGAGAUCGAAAUGGCUUUGCAAUUGGCCGCUUAUGCACAAACAGUGGAAGGUGUUGAUGCUUAUUGUUUCCGUGCAUUUGCUGAUGCUUUGGAGGUUAUACCCUCGACUUUGGCUGAAAAUGCCGGUCUCAAUCCCAUUGCUACUGUAACCGAAUUGAGAAAUCGUCAUGCACAGGGUGAGAAGACUGCUGGUAUAAAUGUGCGUAAGGGGGCUAUUACCGAUAUUUUGGCCGAAAAUGUAUUACAACCGCUAUUGGUCAGUAUUUCAGCAAUUUCCUUGUCCACGGAAACAGUGCGCUCUAUCCUAAAGAUCGAUGACAUCGUAAACACUAUGGGUUAAAUAUAUUAACUUAAAUACAUACAUACAUACAUAUAGGACAUAUGUAUCCCAAAGGAUUGCUAAGCCCGUAGAUUGUGACGUCUAUUUCCAAACAUUUAUUUGUUCGCAUUAAUCAUUAACAUAACUUUAAACUUGAAACAGUUUGUACUUCAAUCGAAGAGCUUCAAACUGUUCACACUCAAUUUCGCUACUACACAAGAAAGAUAUAAUUUACAAAUUUGAUUAAACCAUAAACUAAAAUUGUAUGAAUUGCUUGCUACGAUUUAUAUUAUAGCGUCAAUUCAAAUAAAACAAAAUCUAAAAAAAA
Messenger RNA from Ceratitis capitata (Mediterranean fruit fly), 2118 nucleotides. It is a transcript of the gene CCT4, whose product is annotated as T-complex protein 1 subunit delta. The record is from RefSeq and is a predicted model, not a curated record. The transcript is spliced from 5 exons. The coding region runs from base 210 to 1811 and encodes 533 amino acids. Gene Ontology annotation, cellular component: chaperonin-containing T-complex. NCBI's taxonomy places the organism in Eukaryota, Metazoa, Arthropoda, Insecta, Diptera, Tephritidae. Gene Ontology annotation, molecular function: ATP hydrolysis activity; ATP binding; ATP-dependent protein folding chaperone. Gene Ontology annotation, biological process: protein folding.